ACACGCGCGUCUCUGUCCAUCAUUCUUCUUAUUGAAACUAGUCCCUUGAAAAGUAUGCCAACUGGCUAUUCAACAAAGAAAAAAAGAAAGAUCACAGUUAAGACAGCAUGUACAUCAGAUAACUUCAAGGCAGAGGUACUGCGUAACAUCCAGAGAGAGAAACUGGAGCUAAAGAAAAGUCUGCUCGGGAUAGAAAGGAAGAAGUUGGAUGUGCUUACAGAGAUCUGUGUUGAAUUGAAAAGGAAAAAAAACUGUUGCUGUUCCUAUUCUUUUCAAACUAUUGAACCCCUAGUUGAAUUUGAACCAGCAUCUUGCUCAGUUUCACCAGUUAUCAAAGAACCAAUUGGCAGUAAUCAUCAUUGGAGAUUCUAAAAUAUUGAAUUAAAGGGUCAACCUUUUUGAAAAGGAGUUAAACAUACAACUCUGUUAACAUUUAAAUACAUGUAGGUGUCUUAGAGAUACUCGUCUCAAGAAUCAUUGCACCAGCUAUUCCAAUAUUAAUAGUUUAGUGAAAAUUAAAAGAAAAUAUUUUGCAAAGCCAUAUGAUACACUUACGCUGUAUUUAAAAAUAUUCCAAAGGUGAGCAAUAUGGUUCUGGUUCAU
Molecule: messenger RNA, 603 nt
Organism: Magallana angulata
Lineage: Eukaryota; Metazoa; Mollusca; Bivalvia; Ostreida; Ostreidae
Exons: 4
Coding region: 55-372 (105 amino acids)
Source: RefSeq, a predicted model, not a curated record